Sceloporus undulatus (fence lizard) is the source of this 760-nucleotide messenger RNA. It is a transcript of the gene BCAS4, whose product is annotated as breast carcinoma amplified sequence 4. The record is from RefSeq and is a predicted model, not a curated record. Gene Ontology annotation, cellular component: BLOC-1 complex. NCBI's taxonomy places the organism in Eukaryota, Metazoa, Chordata, Lepidosauria, Squamata, Phrynosomatidae.
AUGGAGGAGGAGGAGGAGGAGGGGAAGCCCGAAGCCCAAUGGCUGGCCCUUGCCUUGGUCCCUGGGGCAGAGCAGGAGGUGAAAGAAGUAGAAGAACAUAUAGAACAAAUGCUAAUAAAGCUGGAUGAGUUCUGUAGUAUCACUGAUAUGAUUAGAACUGAUACAUCACAACUUCUGGAUGACAUGAUUCCUCUCAUUAAAGCCAAAGUGAUCGAAAUGAACAACAUUUAUAACAAAGUGGAUAAACUAGAGGCCUUUGUGAAAAUGGUGGCAUACCAUGUCUUCUUGGAAGGGCAAGUGAUCCAAGCAGAGAGGGCUCAUGCCAUCUUCCCAUGUGCUGUCUGGAGGCUGCUUGGUUCAGUAGCUAUCCCUUCAUUUAAAAAAACAUAUACCUGUUUUCUACAGCCCACUUAUAACCUCCCAGAACUCUACAGAACGGAAAACUAUUUUAACAACAAAUAUAUAGGUAGCAAGUAUCAAAACUGCUAGUGCUGCAUUUGUCUAUAACCUUAUAGCCAAACUGAUGUAUGUUUUACUAAAGAAUAAUGUGUAUUUUUAUGCCAUGUACCUCUGCUGUAAGAAUGAAACUAAUCACAGUACUUGGAAUAGUUGCUGAAUUUUACCUAUGAGUGGUCUCUGUUUGAAAAACUUAAAAGCUGUAUUUUGUUUACAUUUAAUGUGGGACACAGGAUGCAGCAUAUUUAUCCAGAUUCAGUAACAAAUUAUUAAAGUUAAUUUGUAUGCUGUUGUUAGAUACAAA